Symbiodinium natans is the source of this 1323-nucleotide messenger RNA. The record is from the annotation of a GenBank genome assembly. Lineage: Eukaryota; Dinophyceae; Suessiales; Symbiodiniaceae.
AUGGAGAGGAUGGCCUUCGAGCUGAACCCACACGGCUCCAAAACUGAUGACGGUGACGGAGUGCGGAUACUGGAAAUACGAAGUGCUCGGCAUCAGUUCGUCGUCGGGUUUGCUGACAAGAUUCAGUUCUCGGUGGGCCACGGCCAGUUCAGCCAGGAAUCAGACCGCUCGAAAGUGGCAAGCAUAAUGCGGAGGAUGGUUGAGAAUAAGUUACUCUGCAACCUCCAGGAUGGAAAGGUGCAUGAAUAUCGUAUGACAUUGUGCCUACAGAAGCACUAUUUCAAAGGUUUCGACAUCGAGCCUAUCAGCAACAUUCUGGGCUUUACUGAAUCUGCACAUCCCAACAAGGCUUUGGCACGUUUCAUGCAUGAGAGUCUUGGAAAGAGUGGAGUAUGCGAUGAAACCGGCUUUGCGGAUAUGCUACUGCCUGAUGAUGCUGGCUGGUCGCCUGCCUGCUACGCAGCGGUGGACGGAGAUGCGGCGGUUUUGACCAGCUUGCUUGAGCACAAGGCGGACCCGAAUGAGAGAAUCUUGAAUUCGAGUGAUACCCUCUCUCUGUUCCCACCUGGCACACCACUGCUCACUAUGGCUGCUUUCCUCUCGAACGCGGAGGCAAUGACCGUGCUCAUCAACGCACGGGCAGAUCCCAAUGGUCAGGAUGGCUACCGCAGCGAACCACUCCACUGGGCUGCCGCGGCCGACAACGUCGGAGGCAUCCGUCAGUUGCUUGCUGCUGGAGCCAAGGCGGACCAGGCGAAUAUGCUGGGCGCUUCACCCUUCGACAUGGCUGCACAGUUUGGCUGCGCUGGCGCAACACAGGAGUUGGUGGCUUUCGUGUCACAGCAGGAAGUCGGAGCUGGUUUACACUGGGCUGCUCGCCACGAUCAUGCAGAUGCAGACACUGUGUGGGCAUUAAUCGAAGCAGGCGCAGACGUGGACCAGCAGCUUUCCAUGCCUUUGUUCAGUCCUCUGGGCCUGAUGUUCUCUUACUUUGCAGUAAAGCAUCGCUGGCACCACUCAAUUUUGAGCAACUAUGCGUACCAUCAUGAGGGUGCUACUCCCCUCAUGUGCAGCAUCCUCAACUGCAACUUUCAAGUUGCGGCUGCGCUCGUCGCGGGGGGAGCAAAGUUGGAUUUGAAGAACGCACGUGGGAAGACUGCCUUGGAGCUUGCCGAGCUCAUGUCGGUUCCAGACUACUUGGCCAAGGCACUCCAAGCACAUGGCAGCGAGUACGAGAGCCUGUGUCGACGCACGCGAAGCGAAGCAAGUAUUGCGAUGAGCGCGACCAAGACGAACCAAAGCCUCGACACCUUCAGCAUUUGA